Molecule: messenger RNA, 3026 nt
Organism: Neoarius graeffei (lesser salmon catfish)
Lineage: Eukaryota; Metazoa; Chordata; Actinopteri; Siluriformes; Ariidae
Product: matrix metalloproteinase-9-like
Exons: 13
Coding region: 109-2169 (686 amino acids)
Biological process (GO): proteolysis; extracellular matrix organization; collagen catabolic process
Cellular component (GO): extracellular matrix
Molecular function (GO): metalloendopeptidase activity; zinc ion binding
Source: RefSeq, a predicted model, not a curated record
ACGAUCAGUGGGAAGAAAACUGAAGAAGACUCAACUUCUCUAGAGAGUUUGACAGACUUUCAGACAGCUGUGCUUUAUUUUACAAAUUAGUGGCUGAAAUCUCUCACCAUGAGAAUACACAUCUUGGCAUUUAUGGUUCUUGGAGCCUGCACUUUAAGUGCAUGGUGCCACCCAAUUAAAUCCAUCGUUGUGACCUUCCCCGGGGAUGUAAUCAAAAAUAUGACAGACAUCGAGCUCGCUGAAAGCUACCUGAAGCACUUUGGUUAUAUGGAGGUUCUGGAAAAGAGUGGACAGCAGGGAGCAGUGUCUACUUCCAAAGCUCUGAGGAGGCUGCAGAAUCAGCUGGGUCUGGAAGAGACUGGCAAGCUGGAUCAGCCGACAAUCGAUGCCAUAAAGAAGCCACGCUGUGGUGUGCCAGACAUCCGCAACUACAAGACCUUUGCAGAAGACCUGAAGUGGGAUCACAAUGACAUUACAUACAGGAUUCUGAACUACUCACCAGACUUGGAUGCCUCUAUUACUGACGAUGCCUUUGCCAGAGCCUUCAAAGUGUGGAGUGAUGUCAUACCUCUAACUUUCACACGUCUUUACGAUGGCACUGCUGAUAUCAUGAUCUUAUUUGGAAAAAAGAAUCAUGGCGAUCCCUACCCAUUUGAUGGGAAGGAUGGCCUACUGGCACACGCUUAUCCUCCAGGUGAAGGGCUGCAGGGAGAUGCUCACUUUGAUGACGAUGAAUACUGGACCCUUGGCAAUGGACCAGCAAUCAAGACCUACUAUGGCAAUGCAGGGGGUGCUAUGUGUCAUUUCCCUUUCUGGUUUGAGGGGAAGUCGUAUUCCACUUGCACCAGUGAUGGUCGUGAAGAUGGCCUGCCAUGGUGUGCCACGACUGCUGACUUUGACAAAGAUAGGAAAUAUGGUUUCUGCCCUAGUGAGCUUCUGUUCACAUAUGAUGGAAAUAGUGAUGGUGCAGCUUGUGUCUUUCCAUUUGUGUUUGAGGGGGAAACAUACACCAGUUGUACUACUGAAGGACGUAGUGAUGGGUAUCGCUGGUGUGCUACGACAUCCAACUUUGACCAGGACAAAAAAUAUGGGUUCUGUCCUAACCGAGAUACUGCUGUAAUCGGUGGAAACUCUGAGGGAGAGCCAUGCCAGUUUCCUUUCAGCUUCCAGGGGAAAACCUAUACUUCCUGCACAAGUGAAGGCCGCAGUGAUGGAAAACUAUGGUGUGCCACAACCAGCAACUAUGACAAGGACAAUAAAUGGGGAUUUUGCACAGAUAAGGGAUACAGUCUGUUCUUGGUAGCAGCCCAUGAAUUUGGACAUGCUCUUGGUCUGGACCAUUCCAACAUUCAGGAUGCUCUGAUGUACCCCAUGUACAAAUAUAUAGCGGACUUCUCUCUGCAUCAGGAUGACAUUGAGGGCAUCCAGUAUCUCUAUGGACCCAAAAGAGGCACAGACCCUACUCCACCCAAGCCAUCAACCACUACAUCUUCCCCAGUUUCUACUCCCAAACCCACUAAAAAAACACCAAAGACUACUCCAUCCACAACUUCCACCACAACUCCAUCUGUGUAUACACCUGUGGAACCUUCAGUCGAUCCUUGCACGAUGGACAAGUUUGACGCAAUCACAGAGAUCCAGGGAGAGCUUUAUUUCUUCAAAGAUGGUUACUACUGGAAGUCUUCAAAUCGUGAUAACGGGAAACGCAAAGGCCCUUUCGUGAUCUCUGAGAGAUGGUCUACCCUGCCAGCUAAACUUGACACUGCUUUUGAGGACCGUCUUACUAAUAAGAUAUACUUCUUUUCAGACACCAAGUUCUGGGUGUUCACUGGACAGGACGUACUGGGACCACGCAGAAUUGAGAAACUUGGCUUGCCUACCAGCUUGAAGAAGGUUGAAGGAACAUUGCAGAGGGGAAAAGGCAAGGUGCUGCUUUUUAGUGGGGGGAAUUACUGGAGGCUGGAUCUGAAGACUCAGCAGAUAGAUAAAGGAUACCCUCGUCGCACUGACCUAACCUUCGGUGGGGUCCCAGUGAAUGCUCACGAUGUGUUCCUCUAUAAGAGAAACUAUUACUUCUGUCAAGAUAUCUACUACUGGAGAAUGACUAGGAGGCAACAGGUUGAUAAAGUUGGAUAUGUUUAUGAACUCCUGAAUUGCCCAAACUUUUGAAUCUGAUUUCAUCAGACUGAAGUAUUAUAAUGAAAGCACAUCUAACUGAAAUGCAAAUCUCAGAUGUGUUUUCAGAAAGACAAUAUUAAUAGACAAAUAUUUUUAGGAGUUAUAUUAAUAAAUCUUUGCCUGCCGCAAAUGAUAAAUUCAGUGAACUAUAUAUUGGUUAAAUAUUGUUAAAUUAUGUUAAAAUAUAUUUUAUUUCCUCUAUCUUCUUUGUAUUAAAGCCUACAUUUGCACAAGUAAAUGUUUUUUAACAACUGUGAUUUAUUUAUUUUUAAAAAAUUAUUUUGUCAUAUGAAUAAUGAAAUAAAAUGUAUUUUAAGCAUCUAGAUAUUAUUUUCUCUUACCUUUAUCAUGAAUGGUAUUGUGAUCACAGAUGUCAGCAAGAAUUUGCACUUAAAUUUCCUUUUUUUUUUUUGCAUUUUCCCAGCUAACUUGGAAUUUUCUGUAUUUUAAAUGUCAAAUACUGUAAUAAAACGUUAAAAAAAAGGGAGUGGCAUGGUGGUGCAGUGGUUAGGACUGUUGCCUCACAGAAAGAAGGUUCUAGUUUUGAACCUUGCGGCUGACUGGGAUCCUUUGGUGUGAAGUGCCUGGAUGGGUCCCCUCUGGGUGCUCCCACAGUCCAAAGACAUGUGGAUUACGUCAACUGGCUACUCUAAAUUGCCCAUAGGAGCAAAUGUCAGCAUUUCUGUGUUAGCCCUGUGAUUGAUUGGUGACUUGCCCAUGGUGUACCCUGCCUCUCACCUCAACUCAGCAGCUCACCCAUGACCAGCAAUGGGUCAUUUUAUAUACAACCCCAAUUCCAAAAAAGUUGGGACAAAGUACAAAUUGUAAAUAAAAAUGGAAUGCAAUGA